UAUUGGUGGACUUUUUAAUCUUUAUUACAAAAGUUCAGCUGUAGAGCAUGGAUUCACCAAGCUGCCUCAUUAUGAACCUUGCACAGGGUAAACCCAACAUGUAUUAUUAUGUUGUAAUUAAUAUAUAUAUGUAUUGUCAUGCUCAUAUAUUUCUGUUAAAAUACAGAAAUGUUGAGCUAUGAUGUUAUAUAAUGUUUAUAAUAUGCAUUGUGUUUUAUAAUUCUUUCAUUAUUAACAAAAAUGUUAAAGUUGCAUAUAUUUGAGAUAAGCAAAUUUUAGUAUAAUUUAGAAGUAUAGUAGAAUGAUUUCAACAAAUGUUGCUGUAAUACCUUUAUGUUGGUCUCAAUGACAUUUUUUGAUAUUUGCUGUUUUUAUAUACAUAUCCAUGGUGAAUAUAUAUUUCACUGAUAUUGUAGUUUAUUUAAUUAAUUUCAUCUCCUGUGGUCUCAGUUUAGAUCUAGAAUCAUUAAAAAAUGCAUAUACUAUGAUGUUUGCGGUGGAGGAAAUCAAUCGAAACAGCACCCUGCUACCAGGAGUGAAGCUGGGCUACCGUAUACUUGAUAGCUGUGCCAGCUCCUACUGGGCUCAGCAAGUUGCACUGUCACUGGUCGGAGGAGACGCACAGAGCUGCAACUUAACACCCUCUACGCCUCGUUCCGCAGCUUAUGGACAACCUGGAGAGACAGCAGCUGGUCAGCCUGUUCCUUUGCUCAUUGGUACUGCCUCGUCAACAUCAACCAUAGUUCUGUCCAGGGUCCUGGGGCCUCUCUCUGUGCCGCUGAUCAGCUACAUGGCAAGCUGCCCUUGUCUGAGUGACAGGCUUAACUUUCCUAACGUCUUCAGAACAAUCCCCAGUGAUAUUUACCAAGCCCGGGCCAUGGCACGAAUGGCCAUUCGCUUCCGCUGGACUUGGAUAGGAGCUGUGAUUGUAAAUAAGGAUUAUGGCCAUCUGGCAAUACAGGCAUUUCACAAAGAGACCCGGGGGCAAGGGGUGUGUUUCGAAUUCAUAGAGACUGUCCUUAAAGAAACUAUUGUGAGUGAUGCCAGUCGUGUAGCCCUCACAAUUCAAGCUUCGACUGCCAGGGUGAUCCUGGUCUUUUGCUGGUAUACAGAGAUUAAGAAAGUGUUUCUGGAACUGGCCAAGAUAAAUGUGACUGACAGACAGUUUCUGGCCAGUGAGGCUUGGAGCACCAGUGAUGAUCUUCUUCAAGAUCUUGUCAUCUCCAAAGUGGCAAGUGGUGUUGUUGGUGUGGCCAUUCGAAGUUCAACAAUACCCGGAUUUGAAAAUUACCUCAGAAGUUUGCACCCAAUGCGUCGUCCUGAUGAUAAAUUCUUAUGGGAAUUCUGGGAAAUGGAGUUUGGAUGCAGUCUUGGAGCUACACGAUCACAUGCAGCUUCUCUCUUUCCUGCUAAAGGGUCCUCUCAAAAAGUUUCUCUGCCACUCUGCAGUGGGACAGAGUCCCUGGAGGGAGUGAAGAAUCCCUUCACUGAUAUCUCCCAGCUUAGGGUGGCAUAUAACGUCUACCUUGCUGUUUAUGCUGCAGCUCAUGCCCUUCACAGCCUUCUCUCCUGCCCUGAUAGAGAAAGCUCAUCCGGAAACAACAGCUCCACCUGCUCUUCUCCAAAACACAUAAAACCCAAAGAGCUGUUGCAGCACUUGAACAAAUUGAAUUUCACCACACCACAAGGAGAUAUGUUUUAUUUCCAAGGUGCCGACAUUCCAGCAAAGUACGACCUUGUCAACUGGCAAGCAACCCCCGAGGGGUCACUCAAACUUGUUUUGAUCGGUCGUGUGGACGGGUUUGACCUCCACCUUAAUGAAUCAACCAUUCAGUGGAGCACAGGAUCCAACCAGGUACCUGUUUCAGUGUGCAGUGAGAGCUGUCCCCCAGGUACCCGAAAGGCCAACAGGAAAGGAGGACCUCUCUGCUGCUUUGACUGUAUCCAAUGUGCUGAAGGGGAGAUUAGCAAUCAAACUGAUUCCCUUCACUGUGAGCGUUGUCCAUCUGAGUUUUGGUCCAAUGCUAAACAAACUGCCUGCAUCCCUCGCCAGCUGGACUUCCUUUCCUUUAAU
This is a messenger RNA of Anarrhichthys ocellatus (wolf-eel), 2074 nucleotides long. Its product is annotated as extracellular calcium-sensing receptor-like. Lineage: Eukaryota; Metazoa; Chordata; Actinopteri; Perciformes; Anarhichadidae. Gene Ontology annotation, molecular function: G protein-coupled receptor activity. Gene Ontology annotation, biological process: G protein-coupled receptor signaling pathway. The annotation marks the transcript as partial. The transcript has 8 exons. The record is from RefSeq and is a predicted model, not a curated record. Gene Ontology annotation, cellular component: plasma membrane.